This is a messenger RNA of Cucurbita maxima (winter squash), 1534 nucleotides long. Its product is annotated as transcription factor bHLH62-like. The record is from RefSeq and is a predicted model, not a curated record. Gene Ontology annotation, molecular function: DNA-binding transcription factor activity; protein dimerization activity. Gene Ontology annotation, cellular component: nucleus. The transcript has 8 exons. Gene Ontology annotation, biological process: regulation of DNA-templated transcription. NCBI's taxonomy places the organism in Eukaryota, Viridiplantae, Streptophyta, Magnoliopsida, Cucurbitales, Cucurbitaceae. Bases 92 to 1519 code for a protein of 475 amino acids.
UUUUAUUUGUUUCCUCUAUUUAUCUUCUUUCUCAGUCUCCCAAUCAAUUUCAAUUGCCCAUUAUCCUCAAUUGUUUCAAUUUUUGUUGUUAAUGGAGAACGAAUUCUUCCUCAAUGCUACUGAGAUCCCUCAAUCUCUUAUGCAUUUCGACUCCAAUCCUUCCAUGGCGACCUGGCACCACUCCUUUUCGUCCGCCAUGGAUGUUCAACCUCAACAACUUCAGCUUCAUGUUCCUGAGUUCAAUAAUCACUGUUCUUCCUCUCAUCCUUCGCCUCCGGAUUGCUAUCUCAAUCCAGUUCCUCAACAGAGCUUCCAAUUCGAUUCCGCUCUGAGUUCCAUGGUUUCUUCUCCAGCGCCCUCCAAUUCCAACCCUACCAACGAUAGCUUUGUGAUCAGAGAACUGAUCGGAAAAUUAGGCGCAAAUUCCGGGAGGAGAAUCUCGGAAUUGAACUCUUCUUCUUCUUCUUCCAGUGUGGCGGAGUUUUCGUCCGAUCCUGGAUUCGCUGAGCGUGCUGCUAGGUUUUCGUGUUUUGGAAGUAGGAGCUUCAAUGGACGUCAGUUGACGAAUGAAUUCGGUAAUUUCAGAUCUAACCUCUCGAUCGCGAACGAGAAAUUGAGCCGAGUUUCGAGCAGUCCGUCGCUCAAAGCCCUCGGAUCUGAAACGAAGUUGCAAGAACAGAAGAACAAUUCCUCGUCGCAAGAAGACGAAUCGUCUCUCUCGAAUCCGGAUAAGGCGAUUUCGAAUCCACGGAAGAGAAAGGCAAUUUCGAAGGCGAAACUCAAAGAGCCGAAUGCUGAAACUCCCGAGAAGGGAAGCCCGAAGAAAAUCAAGGCAGUGGAAACGAAGGAAAACGUGAAAACAGAAGAGGAUUCGAAGAAAACCGAUGCAGAUUUAGCCGAAGAGAAGCAACAAAAAACGAACACGAAUCCUCCCGAGCCUCCAAAAGAUUACAUUCAUGUCCGAGCAAGAAGAGGCCAAGCUACUGACAGCCAUAGCCUCGCUGAAAGAGUCAGAAGAGAGAAAAUCAGUGAACGAAUGAAGCUUCUUCAAGAUCUUGUACCAGGUUGCAACAAGGUUACUGGAAAAGCUCUAAUGCUUGAUGAGAUUAUCAACUAUGUGCAGUCAUUGCAACACCAAGUUGAGUUUCUAUCCAUGAAGUUAGCAUCUGUGAAUACAACCAGAGUGGAUUUCAACAUGGAUUCUCUGAUCUUAAAACAAACGUACCAAUCAGCCACCAGUUUGCCACAUCCUAUAGAUUCCUCAGCUUCAAGCUAUUAUGGGCACCACCACCACCAAAAGCCCUCUCUCCCAGCCACCUCCAUGGACCCUCUCGACUCUGUUUCAUGUCAAAAUCUUCCAAUUCAACUCCCUCCUCUCAGUUCCUUUCCUCUAAAUCCCUCUCAGUAUCCAAACUUUGGGGAGGAGGAUGAGCUUCUAAGCAUUGUUCAUAUGGGAUUCGUCCAGAAUCAGGCCCAAGGCAAAAACUAUGAUUGCAAUCUCACAGCUUCUUCAACAUAGGCUCAGAAGACAAAA